UGCAUUGUAGCCAAUCUAAUUGACUAAUCAGAUUGGCAAUUCGAUUGGUUUUUUUUAAAUCUUGUCCUAUUCAUUAUUUUUUAUUAACGUGUAAUGUCAGGGAUUACUUUCUUAAGAUAUACCCGUAAAAAAAUAACUUGUUAAAAAAAAGUCAAGACGCUCGGCUGUUAUUAUUUACUUCUAGCCACACAUCCAUCACCAUCAGGGCGCCAUCUUCCUUCUCAUUGUUGUUGCGUCAAAUCGUAGUGAAAAAGCAUCUAAAACACAUAGGAAUUUAUAGUUUCGUAAUAUAACGUAGUGUUGUGCCACUUAUUUCGACAUUCUAAUGAUUUUAAUUAUCGUAGAAUCAUAACAACAUCGUAUAUUGUGACCGUCGUAGUGUAGCCUGGUGCUCCGCCGCCGCCCGGUGAUGACAUUUGUCUUCAUUGGAAUAUUCCGUUUCAACCGGAGCUGGACCUCUCCUCGCCGAAACAGACAAGUAUAAUAAAGUUUAUGGAAUGUGAUCGAUAUAUUGAGAAUGGACAAGACAUUUCGACACCGCAGGCAUGGGCCUGCGGGGUCAAGCGUAAGUUCGGAGACGGAGGGAUGCGGGUUGGCGGGCCUGGCGGUCGCAGCGCGGGCCCUGGGCGAGUGCUGGCUCCCGGCGCUCUUCUGGAAGGCGGCGCCAUGCUCGCUGGAGGCGUCAGCGCCUCACCUCGCCGCCGCCCUGAGCCGCGGCCCUGUCCCCGAGCGCCAUUGCCACGAGUCGUGUCAGACUCUCCCUUUAUGAACAACAUGGACGAAAUCACUUAUUGGAUCGUAACUAAACGCGCGCCGUGCUUAGCCGGCUACAACAAUCCCCUACGGCGUGUGCAACCACAGUGUUCUCGUGCUCCUCUUCACUCGGCUAGCCCUGAAGAUCAAGGAGAGCCCGAAAAGAAAAAAAAGAAACUUGUGGUCUUGCACGAUGACUCUGAUAUAUUGGACCAAACAAAUGUUCAUGUUGAGGCACCACCUCAACCCGUGUGUGAAGUGAUCAGUGAUGAAUCAGAGACACUUGUAUCUGACGUGGAUUUUAAUAUAAAAAAAACAUCAGUGCAGAUGAAGAACAAAAAAACAAAAACACAAAAGAAGAGCAGUCAUGCAGCUCUGCAUAAAAAAAAUAAGGUUGUCACAUCAACACCGAAGGUGACAUCAAAUCUUAGGAGGAGCUUGAGAAAAGUUCAGUCUUCUGUCAACAACAAUAGCCAUUUAAACAGUACCCUUGAUAUCUUUGACACAUCCAAUGGCAAUGAUCAUCCCACCGUAUCCAAGUGUCAGACAGGGAAGUUUGAGGAGAAUACAAAAUUAAUAAACAUGUCACACAGGGAACUAAAUGUUAAUACAUGUGCUGUAUCAGUCCCAAGACCAAACAAUGGGGUUAUUAAUGGUCAAUUUGAUGAUCUCAGUGAUGUUUCUGGGUUCACAGCAAACUAUAUAAAGUCUACGAAAAUAAAUUCAAAAACUCCCGGAAAAGUCAGAAGUAAGCAAAGUAGGAAUUUGGCUAAAGAAUCAAGGCAUAGUGGGCACAAGGAAGAGCGAUCUUUGAUUGUGAGUAUCAACAAAGCUACAGGCGAUCCAAAAACCAACAUUAUGAACUGCAGCACUGACUCUUCCCAGAAUAUUAUCAACCUUGUAACUGUUGAUAAAAAAUCGAGAACCAAGAAACUUGAUAAAAGUACCUCCUUACUCAAGUUUAUGGAAAGUAAAAAAGGGCAAAAACUUGUAAAUACUAAUAGUGAGAGUAGAAAUGGUGUCCUGAAUACAUCUUUUCAGUCAACAAGUACAACUGGGUCCAGGUAUCCAAAGAGACACAAAAAUAAUUCCUCCGAUGUAUUAAUGGUAGAAAUCUCUGAGAAGACCGAACCCAAGCUAAGUUCAGAUAAGAGAACUGCAACUAAUCAAUCCAGCAGACUGGAGAGUACAGAACUAGUUUCCAGAACAAGAAGUGGGAGAAGCAGGCAUUCUAAACUUACAGAGCCCACAGUGUAUGUUCGUAGUGACUUUCCUGAACAAGAAAGUACUGUGGCAACUGUUAAUGUGGCCAAUGCAGUGCCAGAUGAAGCAAAAGAUAGUUCAAAGACGAAAAGAUCAUCAUCAAAGUAUGGAGUUGCAAGAAGAUCUCUUAACAAAACUGGACAAUCUAAUAAGGACUCUUUUAGAGAAAAAAGUGGUUUUGCUGCUUGCUUCUCUGACAGUGAUGAUGAUAAACCUUUAAAACCACAGAAAUACUUGUCAUAGCUUAAUAGUUAUUUUAAUGAGUAUGGGAUUUGUAGACAUAUUUGUGGAUAUGUUAUGAAGUUAGAGUUACAACUGUAAGCACCAAAAUUAUAGGUGUAUCAAUUGGUUGUGUAAACUUUUACACAAGAAAUAUCAUCACAGUUGUAUACCUACACAUUUGAUAUGGCAGUAAGACUGCUUUCCAGAUCUCUAACGAUGAUUUCUAGAAUAGUAACUUGAUGAGCUCAUGACUGGUUUUGGUCUAUGCAUUCAUUCAUUAUCAAGUAUAGGGACCGUGCGCAUUGGAGGGUCUGCCAUCUUGUGGCCUGAAAUGGAACCAUAAACAUGUACAUUUACACGUCACGUGUUUUCUUGUGCAUAGUAGGUUCUGCCAUCUUGUGGGCUACAUCGGAACAAUAAACAUCACAUUUACGCCUCGCGCCAAAAAUCUGACAUCUCCUGUGCUGCCUCCUACAGUUCAUGCACGCUCUCUAUAUCAAUUGAUUUUGUUGCUCUUUGUAACAUGUGUAAUUUGGCAGCAGACAUCCUAUCUUUUCAUAAUGAGACAAAUAUAAAAGAGUAAUUUGUAAAGUAUAUUUGUAUAAAAGUAAAAGUGUUGACAUAUUAUGAUGGAAAUGUAAAAUGUAUGUAACUGAAAGCAUUCUAAGAUUUUUAUCAUUUGGGAACUAAAAAUAUGUUUUGCCAUGAUGGUUAUAAAGAACAAUGAUUAGUUCAGCCAAAUAUUGCAUAUACAGACAACAGUGCCAUACUCAGUAUGGUACUUAUACAUAGCUUGUAUCACCCACCUAGAUGUAGUUCGUGUUAUAUUUAUUAUUAUUAUAUAGAUCAUGUCAUAUUGGACUAUACACAAUUAAAUUUAUAAAUAUAUAAAGUGCCAUUGAACCAACAACACUACUGAGUAAUUGUCGGUCGCAUAUUUAUAAUUUAUUUAUUUAUUAUUUUAUUUUAUAUUACAUUUAUUUCAAUUCUAAUUUAAAAUUUUAUACUGUAGUAAGUUAUUCAAUUAUUCGAAAAUUUUGGACAAACCGUUGGAUGAAAACUUAGUACAUUAUACUUUGCCAUUAUUGUAUUCAAUUAACUCAUGAAUGCUGUACAAUGAUGUAAUAUGAGACCGACUUCUCAGUACCUUGUUUCCAUGACUAAUUAUAUUACUUUCAAUUAAGUUUAUUUUUAAAUAACAGUACUGUUUCUGUUUUUUUUUUAAAGUCUUGUGUAAUAUAUUUGUAGCAUUUAUGCAUUUAAAUUAAUAGUAAAAUUCUAUUAAUUAA
Molecule: messenger RNA, 3527 nt
Organism: Cydia pomonella (codling moth)
Lineage: Eukaryota; Metazoa; Arthropoda; Insecta; Lepidoptera; Tortricidae
Exons: 2
Coding region: 493-2259 (588 amino acids)
Source: RefSeq, a predicted model, not a curated record